Molecule: messenger RNA, 405 nt
Organism: Sphenostylis stenocarpa
Lineage: Eukaryota; Viridiplantae; Streptophyta; Magnoliopsida; Fabales; Fabaceae
Source: the annotation of a GenBank genome assembly
AUGAUGUAUGGGCUGUGUUUUUUCACCGUUUGUUUCUCUCUCUCUCUCUCUCUCUUAAUGGCAUGCGAAAACAAGAAGAAUGGUCAGAAGCGAAAAAAACCUGGAAUGUUCACCCAAACGGAGAUUGAGAUGGCGAGGCAGCUGAUACAACUUAGCAACAGCAUCGCAGAUUCUAGCAGCAGUCAGUUGCAGGAAGAUGGGCACAGCUUCAACAGCGAAAGCGUGCAAUGGAAAUGGCAAGAGAGCAACAAUGAUGAUGAGAGUGGUGCAGUAGAGGAUGUGUUGGCAGAAAUAGAAGAAGAUGAAAGCUUAAGGAGAAGAAACAACAGGUACCGCUACAUUCAAGAUUUGUAUAACGCUACAGAGCCUCUACUCCAUCUACCUGCCUUUAUGGACCGACAUUAA